Molecule: messenger RNA, 2415 nt
Organism: Ochotona princeps (American pika)
Lineage: Eukaryota; Metazoa; Chordata; Mammalia; Lagomorpha; Ochotonidae
Gene: CSGALNACT2
Product: chondroitin sulfate N-acetylgalactosaminyltransferase 2
Exons: 8
Coding region: 425-2053 (542 amino acids)
Cellular component (GO): Golgi cisterna membrane
Molecular function (GO): glucuronosyl-N-acetylgalactosaminyl-proteoglycan 4-beta-N-acetylgalactosaminyltransferase activity
Source: RefSeq, a predicted model, not a curated record
CCGGGGGCGCGGAGGCGGCUGAGGCGACCCGGGCGGCUGGGGUGGCUGGGGUGGCUGAAGCGGCCGGGGUGGCCGGGGUGGCCGGGGCGGCCCCGAGGCGGCGGGCGCUGCCCGCGGGUGCCCGCGGCUGGACAGCCCCGGGGCGUGCGCGGAGCCGGCGAGCGCGAAAAGUCACCACAUAAUGGAUUUUGUCCAGGAGAUUGCUUGGUUCUGGAUGUCAUGGAAACAACACAGGAAGUAUACAGAAUUUCUCAUUUCUGCAAAAAGUCAUGACCGCUGAAGACAGACACGCUUCUUAUUCCAACAGAAUUCAUUUUAGUAGCUUUUAUGGAAAUCCCAAUUUUCCUUUAUUUUCAACAACUUCUUGCUGAAGGUAUGAACAAGCAACGAGUUGAUCCUGCUAGGCAAGCACACAUUCCUAAGAAUGCCUAGAAGAGCGUUGCUGCUUCACACGCGGACCCACUGGCUGCUGUUGGGCCUCGCUUUGCUCUGCAGUUUGGUGUUAUUCAUGUACCUUCUGGAAUGUGCCCCCCAGACGGAUGGCAACGCGUCUCUUCCUGGCGCGGUUGGAGAAACUUACGGUAAGGAAUACUAUCAAGCCCUCCUGCAAGAGCAAGAAGAACAUUAUCAAACCAGAGCAACCAGCCUGAAGCGCCAGAUCGCCCAACUGAAGCAGGAAUUGCAGGAGAUGAGCGAGAAAAUGAGGUCCCUGCAAGAGAAGAGGAGCGGAGGGGCCAACGGCAUAGGCUACCAAGGCAACAAAGAGCAAGCCCCUGGUGACCUGCUGGAGUUUCUUCAUUCCCAAAUUGACAAAGCAGAAGUUAGCGUAGGCGCCAAGCUGCCCAGUGAGUACGGGGUCGUUCCCUUUGAAAGCUUUACUUUAAUGAAGGUGUUUCAGUUGGAAAUGGGUCUCACUCGACAUCCUGAAGAGAAGCCAGUGAGAAAAGACAAACGGGAUGAACUGGUUGAAGUGAUUGAAGCUGGCGUGGAGGUCAUUAACAGUCCUGAUGAAGAUGAGCAGGAGGAGGAGGAGGAGGGUCCCGCCGGGGAGAAGCUGUCGUUUAGUGAGAAUGACUUCGUAGAAGGCUAUUACCGCACCGAGAGAGACAAGGGCACACAGUACGAGCUUUUUUUUAAGAAAGCCGACCUCCUGGAAUACAGGCACGUGACCCUCUUCCGCCCUUUUGGACCCCUCAUGAAAGUCAAGAGCGAGAUGGUUGACAUUGCCAGAUCCGUUAUCAAUAUCAUCGUGCCGCUUGCUGGGAGGACGGAAGCAUUCACACAGUUCAUGCAGAACUUCAGGGACGUUUGCAUUCAUCAGGACAAGAGGAUUCAUCUCACAGUAGUGUAUUUUGGUAAAGAAGGGCUAUCUGAAGUCAAGUCCAUCCUAGAAUCUGUUACAAGUGAGUCUAAUUUUCACAAUUACACCUUGAUCCCACUGAACGAAGAAUUUAAUCGUGGACGAGGACUCAAUGUGGGUGCCAGAGCGUGGGACAAGGGCGAGGUCUUGAUGUUUUUCUGUGACGUUGAUAUCUAUUUCUCAGCCGAAUUCCUUAACAGCUGCCGGUUAAAUGCUGAGCCAGGGAAGAAGGUGUUUUACCCUGUGGUGUUCAGUCUGUACAACCCUGCCAUCGUCUAUGCCAACCAAGAUGUGCCGCCGCCCGUGGAGCAGCAGCUGGUACAUAAAAAGGAUUCUGGCUUUUGGCGAGAUUUUGGCUUUGGAAUGACUUGUCAAUAUCGAUCAGAUUUCCUGAGCAUUGGUGAAUUUGACAUGGAAGUAAAAGGUUGGGGUGGAGAAGACGUUCAUCUUUACCGGAAGUACUUACACAGCGACCUGAUGGUUAUUCGGACUCCAGUGCCUGGUCUUUUCCACCUCUGGCAUGAGAAACGCUGUGCCGACGAGCUGACCCCGGAGCAGUACCGCAUGUGCAUCCAGUCCAAGGCCAUGAACGAGGCCUCGCACUCCCACCUGGGGAUGCUGGUCUUCAGGGAGGAGAUAGAGACGCACCUCCACAAGCAGGCGUACAGGACAAACAGUGAGGCCGCCGGUUAGCGCACGUGGUCCGCACCACAAGCCAGCGCCGUUGAUGUAGCCUUAAUGCCAACUCAGAUGCAGUGCCUCUUUCAGAGAAGACACGUUUAUUUUCCAUAUUCUUUCUGACAUUACUUUAGCAUUUCAGCUUGGUGUGAGAAGAGAUGUUUGAUCACAAAGCCGCUCUUCUCUGAGGAAACUGCACUGUGGGAUCCCCGAUCAGUGAGACCCUGCGUUCGCCCCUGAAGUAGCUGUGAGUCAGUGCUGAGUGCCUGUGGGACUUUGUGUCGGCCUGGUUGCCCAUGGAUGGCGGGGUGAAAUGUGUGGGGCUGCUGGCAGGUCAGGCGCCACACCUCCCCGGGGAGGCAUCCUGCAGGAGGAGU